This is a messenger RNA of Alnus glutinosa, 2158 nucleotides long. RefSeq lists its product as uncharacterized. The transcript is spliced from 12 exons. The record is from RefSeq and is a predicted model, not a curated record. Lineage: Eukaryota; Viridiplantae; Streptophyta; Magnoliopsida; Fagales; Betulaceae. The coding region runs from base 273 to 1445 and encodes 390 amino acids.
UGAAAUACCAAAACCUAAUUUCAGUAAUUUGCUUCAGAAAACGAACCUCGACGGCUCCCCAGAACCAACAUGAAAGAGGAGGUAUUUGAUUCUCUGCCCGGCGCCUAAUCGUCGUUUUUUGGAUUCACAGGGUUAGCCGAUUCAUCCAGACAGUCAUUGCAACAGCAUUUCAUUACAGAAAGGCACUGGCAAACAACAGCCUUAAAAGAGACUCCAUACUUCCGUCAGAACGUCCUUCCAAAGUUAAAUUUGUAAGAUGGUCACCUCCAACAAUGACGCAAAAAUUUAAACUUAACACACAUGCAAGUAUUUCAGAACAACACGUUUUCAUGGGAUAUGCCAUCUUUGACCAUCGUGGCAUACAUCUUUUACGACGUGCAAAAGCUUUAAAAAUUGAAAAUUGCACGAUGAGAAAGGCUGGGGCAAAAAAUGAAAAACCUAAUAUAGUGGAGGCUGAGGCAAGAGUACUCGAAUUAGCUUUAUUUGACUUACAGGAAAGAGAAUGGCUACCUGUUGUGGUUCAACUUGGUUGUGUCGCAUUGUAUCAAAAGCUUGUAGAUCCGGUAUAUACAAUAACUUCAAAGGAAUUACGGAACAUUAUUGAACGUUGUAAGCAAAUCAUUGACGAGAAGUGUAUCCAAGUCUAUUGGACACAUCGACGAGCUAAUGUAUUUUCCAACUCUUUGAUGGAAUCUGUGAGAAUGUACAAAAAUGAUAUUUGUGCCACAGAAUUAGAUCCUAAGCUAUGUCGCUUUACUUGGGACCAAAUGUUUGGGCCCUUUAAACCUUAUUUGUCUAAAACAACCAGCAUUUCCUUAGAGCGUCUCAAGUAUCUCUUGUCAGAUGAAGACGGAUUCGCACAAAAAAUCCUGUGUUGGAUUAAUAUGGCACUGAGUAAGGAGAUGGUUCCAAGAGAAAUCAUAUUUGAGAUUUCUACAAGGAAGGGAGUGCGAUUAGUAGAAAGAUAUUUGAUGUCAAUAACUCCUGCUGACAACAAAGUCUCAUAUCCUACUCAAGAUCAAGUUAUACAUAUGUUAAUUGAUAUUUUGGAACAUUUGAAACCUAUUCCAGUCCCACGGACUAUCGUUAUGUACUUGCAGUUUGAAGAUGAGAUCAAGUUACUACCAAAUGAUAUGUUCGAAUCAUGUUCAUCAGAAGAUUUGACGAUUACGUCUCAUCCUUCACAUUUCUUUUAUCAUCUAGGCGCAAUACGAUUUGAAAGUCUUGUUCUAACACUACGGGUUUUGAGCUAUUAUGCUCCAGGGAUUUGCAUUCGUCGACUUAAGUUUGGACCCCGUAAAAAUUAUAUAGGGAAGGAUAUAAAGAGUACCAUUAUGGGAUGGUUUCACAUGAGAACAAUUGACGACUUUCAACUUAUAGAUAUCCUUAAUGAAGUCAAUUGCAAAUGUGUGGAGGAAAUAGAAGGUAAUUCGAUCAAAUUAUAAACAAAGAUGGAAUUCAAGAUUCUCAUGUGAAAGAAAGUACUUUCUUUUUUCUUUUUAAUAUUGUUUGAGUGGUUUUCAGUAACAUUGAAGGAGUUCCUGAAAAAAGGUAUACUCGUUGAGAAAAAACCUGAUCUUUACAUAAUACAGCGGAAACAACUGCCUCAACCAAUUCAGAAUGAUUUCAUUAUGGAAGAUUUGAAUGAUAAACAUAAAAAAAACGAUGAGAUUAUUCUUUAUAACUACAAGGUUGUGGAAGGAAUUGAUCUCUAAGGGAGCUUUGAAUGUAGGGGCUAUUCUUAUUUUACCAACGAGUUCGAGUUAGUCCCAUUGAUCGUAUAUUGCCAGAGAUUGAAGUAAAGAUAGGCAAUCUAUCUUUUUAGAAUUAUCUUCAUAAUUAAAAAAUAUAUUCUUGUGAUAUAUAGGUCCUGUUCCUUGUCAGAAAUAUAAUGAAGUCACUUUUUCUAUUUUUUUUCUAGGCCCCUGCUACUAAGAAAUAUGUUCACUUCUUAAAAUAUCCCAUAUACUUUAUUAGUAUAUCCUCGAAAGAGAAAUUGUAGCAUAAAAAAGAGCUUGAUUGGUAUUAUUGGCCAUUUUAUUUUUGUCUAUGUGCUACCAUAGAGUGGUAGAUUCAACAAGCGGUGCAAAUGACACCCCAACAUCAUGAAUUGACAUGCCUAACUUUUGUAUCUUGUGCUCAUAAUAAAAUUUUAGAG